GGAAAAGUUGAAGGCUUUCCAAGUUUCAACUUUGUACAAAAAAAUAGGAUGGGUUUUUUCUCCUACGGUUUUGCCGGCGUUGGUUUCGUCUUGAUCGGCUUCUGGGAAUUCAUCAGCUCCUUAAACCCAACCCGAUACCCGAAUCCCUCUCCAUCUUCUUCACUUGCAAUCCAGAUCAAUUCUACCUCUAUUUCAAAAACUCAAGAAAACCAAUUUUCCUCCUCUUCAUCUUUCAUCCUUGUAUCGAUCUUUUCCCUUUUGAUCUUCUUGAAUUCUGUGGUUUCAAUCUUUGAUGCUUUCAGUUCAAAGGAUCGGGUCGGUUCGGUGCUCCAAUUACAAGUACUCUCUCUUGCGCUGCUUUUCUUGCUUUACUCUGCUCUGGGUCUUUUAAACAAUAAGAAAGGUUCAUGUUUUUGGCCUGAUUCUAUUAUUGAACUUGUUUUGCUUUUAGCUUUUGUUGAAGAGUUUUUGUUUUAUUACUUGCAAAGAAAGGAUACGAGUGGGAUUGAGAAUAGAUACUUUGAUCUUUUAUGUGUUCCCAUAGCAAUAUGUGUGGUUUCCACAAUGCUAGAACUGAGAUCAAACAGGUCGAUUUACUCGAAAUCGGUACGAGCCAUUGGGUUGAUUUUACAAGGGACCUGGCUUGUGCAAAUGGGGUUUUCAUUUUACACUAACUUGAUUGUUAAUGGAUGUAAUCUUCAUGAAAAAAGUAGAGGGAAUUAUACUAUUAAAUGCAAAGGUCAUCCUGAGUAUCAUAGAGCAAGGGCUAUUGCGACAUUGCAAUUUAAUUGCCAUCUUGCUUUGCUUGUGGUUCUGGUUGUUUGGAUGUUAUCGGUUAUCAGCAAAAGAAAUGGUGUUGCUGUUGGUGCCUCGGGGGAUGGUUUGCGGUACAGGCCAUUGGGGGAAGAAAUGCAGCCGAUGGAUAACAACGUGGGGAGUUUCACUUUGGAUUCCGAUGAUGAUCUCGAUAGUGGGAUUAAGGAACAGGAUGAUUGGGUAGAAGAGAAGCCAGCUACAGCGGAACUGAGUGUUAACGACCAUGGUUCACAUAUUUGAGGUAAAACAUUUAGUGGUUUCAUUACACAAGCUGGACGGAAAGCAUUAUAGUUUAUUCUUUUGUAAUGAUAUUAGUAAAUAAUGGACGAUUGACUUCUCAUAAAUCGAAUUGAUAUCUGUUUUGUGU
Messenger RNA from Hibiscus syriacus, 1183 nucleotides. RefSeq lists its product as uncharacterized. The transcript has 2 exons. The coding region runs from base 49 to 1056 and encodes 335 amino acids. The record is from RefSeq and is a predicted model, not a curated record. NCBI's taxonomy places the organism in Eukaryota, Viridiplantae, Streptophyta, Magnoliopsida, Malvales, Malvaceae.